ACAGUUCCAAUACAAAAAUUCCGAUAUAAAAAAUUUCCCGUUCACCAUUUCUGUUACGGAAGCAGAAGCGACUACCCUAAGCCCAGAUAGACUCUCAUUCAUCACACACGCGAAAGGCCACUCUUCCUGUUAUUUCCAACAAUGGCUGAUGGUCAUGAAUCAGACAAGAACAUUGAGAUAUGGAAGAUCAAGAAAUUGAUCAAAGCAUUGGAGUCUGCUAGAGGAAAUGGUACCAGUAUGAUUUCUCUGAUUAUGCCUCCACGUGAUCAAAUAUCUCGUGUAACUAAGAUGUUGGGAGAUGAAUUUGGAACUGCUUCAAAUAUCAAAAGCAGGGUGAACCGGCAGUCAGUGUUGGCUGCCAUUACUUCUGCUCAACAGAGGUUGAAACUGUAUAACAAGGUUCCUCCAAAUGGUUUGGUUCUUUAUACUGGCACUACUGUCACUGAAGAUGGCAAGGAAAAAAAGGUGACAAUUGAUUUUGAACCUUUCAAGCCUAUCAAUGCAUCACUUUACCUCUGUGAUAACAAGUUUCACACAGAAGCUCUAAAUGAACUUUUAGAGAGUGAUGACAAGUUUGGUUUUAUUAUUAUGGAUGGUAAUGGCACCCUUUUUGGGACUUUAAGUGGAAAUACUCGGGAAGUGCUUCAUAAAUUUACUGUUGAUCUACCGAAGAAACAUGGCAGAGGAGGUCAGUCAGCUUUGCGUUUUGCUCGUCUUCGAAUGGAAAAGCGGCACAAUUAUGUUAGGAAGACUGCAGAACUUGCUACCCAGUUUUUCAUCAAUCCUGCUACUAGUCAGCCUAAUGUUUCAGGACUUAUACUUGCUGGUUCAGCUGACUUCAAAACUGAGCUGAGUCAGUCAGAUAUGUUUGAUCCUCGUCUCCAAGCAAAAAUAUUAAAUGUGGUUGAUGUUUCCUAUGGUGGGGAAAAUGGCUUUAAUCAAGCUAUUGAGUUAUCCGCAGAACUGUUAUCUAAUGUAAAGUUCAUACAAGAGAAACGCUUGAUAGGAAAAUAUUUUGAAGAAAUCAGCCAGGACACUGGGAAAUACGUCUUUGGGGUUGAUGACACAUUGAAGGCUCUGGAGAUGGGUGCUGUCGAAACACUAAUUGUGUGGGAAAAUUUGGAUGUUAAUAGAUAUGUACUGAAAAAUAGCACUACUGGUGAGAUUGUCAUAAAACACUUGAAUAAGGAACAAGAGGCUAAUCAAAGUAACUUCAGAGAUUUAGCCACCUCUGCAGAGUUAGAGGUUCAGGAAAAGAUGUCCUUGCUUGAGUGGUUUGCCAAUGAGUACAAACGAUUUGGAUGCUCGCUGGAAUUUGUGACCAACAAAUCUCAAGAAGGAUCUCAAUUUUGCAGAGGGUUUGGUGGUAUUGGGGGUAUCCUUCGCUACCAGCUUGACAUCAGAUCAUUUGACGAGUUAUCCGACGAUGGAGAAGUGUAUGCAGAUUCUGAUUAAGCAUGUUAUACUGUGGAGCUUUCCGCCGGUUUUGGGUAAUUGAAUGGAGCUGCAAACUCCAUGACAAAAAUUUCCUAGACAGUACCUGGAUUUUGUGGUAUUAGGACUUGUUCCCGUGUUAUUACAUUCUUCGUGCAUGUAUUAUAAACUUCCCUUUGUUAAAUAUUGUAUCCUUAUGACAACUCUACCAGAUUUUGAGGUGACUCCCCAAGGAAGGGUAGGCAAGCAAUCAGUUUACCUUGGGAAGUCAUUCUUUAAUUCAAUGAUAUCAAUGCUUCAAUGUCUUAUCUUACCUCAAGGUUGGUGGCAUUUACAUUUUGUUUAGUUAGUUCAUUGAGUGGAGGCAAUCCUGCUUGUAUUACUGUCUGUUUUUCUCUCUUGUACUUCAUUGUGGUGCUGCAUGCGAUAAUUUGUUUUAA
This is a messenger RNA of Abrus precatorius (Indian licorice), 1874 nucleotides long. Its product is annotated as eukaryotic peptide chain release factor subunit 1-3. Gene Ontology annotation, cellular component: cytosol; translation release factor complex. Bases 142 to 1455 code for a protein of 437 amino acids. Gene Ontology annotation, biological process: cytoplasmic translational termination. Gene Ontology annotation, molecular function: translation release factor activity, codon specific; sequence-specific mRNA binding. NCBI's taxonomy places the organism in Eukaryota, Viridiplantae, Streptophyta, Magnoliopsida, Fabales, Fabaceae. The record is from RefSeq and is a predicted model, not a curated record. The transcript is spliced from 2 exons.